This is a messenger RNA of Fusarium redolens, 1286 nucleotides long. Its product is annotated as protein-tyrosine phosphatase-like protein. The transcript has a single exon. The record is from RefSeq and is a predicted model, not a curated record. Gene Ontology annotation, biological process: dephosphorylation. Gene Ontology annotation, molecular function: phosphoprotein phosphatase activity. Lineage: Eukaryota; Fungi; Ascomycota; Sordariomycetes; Hypocreales; Nectriaceae. Bases 371 to 1180 code for a protein of 269 amino acids.
CUCUUUAACAUCAUGGCCUUCGAAGUGACUGUUUAUUGCUAGCCUACCAGUGCUAAGUCUUGUGAUUGUGGACAUUGACAAACUUGGAACUUACAAGAUGAGACAAAACUUUAGUCUAACUCUACAUAUCUAAACAACAAAUGAAUCAUUUUCAACACAAAUAUCAUUUUAAAGGGGAGAGGCUCUAAAUUUGGCUCUGACUUAUACCCGUCUCUGGACCGAGGCAUGACUGAUGACGCCCCACCUCCAACCAACAUUAAUCGCCAUAUAUUACUCUCUUGACAAGGCCUCUACAAUAAUAACUCUACCUGUAAUAGAUCUAAGGUAGACACUAUAUCGCACUAUCUAACUUCUCUACUGCGUUUGAGUCAUGGCAAACCUCGGCCCUCCUUUCCAUGCCAUCGCCGGCCUCCCGAACUUCCGAGAUCUCGGAGGCCAUCCGCUGCCUAUUAAGUCCCGCCCCGGAUACACAAUCAGAUCCGGCCUCAUCUUCCGUUCAGCGGAACCAUCCCGUCUCACCGAAGACGGCGUCUCAGCGCUACAGGACCUCAAGAUCUCACACGUCUACGACUUGCGCUCGCGAACUGAGAUCGAGCGCUACGCUACAGGAACCCGAGAGUGGCCCGGUGCCCAACGGGUCUUCACUCCGGUCUUUCUAGACGAGGAUUACGGCCCGGAGGCUAUUGCGUUGCGCUUUCGGAAUUAUACUGCCGAGGGUAGUCAGGGAUUUGUUGAAGCUUAUCGGGGAAUCUGGGAGACGGGAACGGAUUCUAUCAACACUAUUCUCUCACAUCUUGCCAGACCGGAUCCUUCACCCUUACUCAUUCAUUGCACCGCUGGCAAAGACAGGACUGGUGUAGUCUGCGCUUUCAUCUUAUCCAUAUGCGGUGUGGAUGAAGGGACUAUCGCUCACGAGUAUGGCUUGACUGAGGUUGGCCUUGGUGACUUUAGAGAGGAGCUUCUUGCGGCUGUGAUGAAGAGCCCCGAACUGAGAGCCAACCCUGAAGGUGCUCAACGAUUGCUGGGAGCCAAACCCGAGAACAUGCUUGCUGCUUUGGAAGCACUUCGUAAACAGCAUGGCUCUGUCGAGGAGUAUGUUGUCAAGAACUGCGGUCUGACAGAGGAUGAUCUUGAGCAGAUUCGAAAGAACUUGAUUGUCCCUGAGGAGAGCAGGCAAUAGUCUCGAUGAGAUAUGAAUAAAGACUCAUGUUUAUGAGGAACAUCAAUGUCAAUGGCACAAAGUUAGCAAGAUUCAUAUAGAAGAUCACAUACAGAAAUGCAAGCGC